Messenger RNA from Diprion similis, 527 nucleotides. RefSeq names its product acyl-CoA Delta-9 desaturase-like. The transcript has 4 exons. Gene Ontology annotation, cellular component: endoplasmic reticulum membrane. The record is from RefSeq and is a predicted model, not a curated record. Gene Ontology annotation, molecular function: iron ion binding; stearoyl-CoA 9-desaturase activity. NCBI's taxonomy places the organism in Eukaryota, Metazoa, Arthropoda, Insecta, Hymenoptera, Diprionidae. Bases 16 to 465 code for a protein of 149 amino acids. Gene Ontology annotation, biological process: unsaturated fatty acid biosynthetic process.
UUUCAAUAAGAAGUGAUGACAACGAAAUGUGACAAUGACAUCAUAUUUUGCAUCGCAAUUCCGGUGGCAGUGCCCGUUAUAUUUUGGGGUGAAACGUUGCUGCAUGCGAUUUUGACUCAAUGCUUCAUACGCUACGUGCUGGUCCUUCAUUUUAUUUGGAGCGUCAACAGUGUGGCGCAUCUUUGGGGCGAUCGCCCGUACAACAGGCUGAUCAGUCCCCGAGAAAAUUCCAUAGUUUCUUUGCUGACAUCCGGUGAGGGGUCUCACAAUUAUCAUCAUACGUUCCCCUGGGAUUACAAGGCUUCUGAAUUCCCGUACUUGAGAUUCAAUCUUACCACAUUAGUAAUUCGUGCUUCGUCAAAAAUUGGAUGGGCGUAUGAUUUGCGAGAACCAUCACGUGCCUUCGUGCAAAAAGUUAUCCAAGAAAUUGGUGAUAAGCCUAACGUAUCGUCCCUGAUUCAUUAACGCGGUUACAACCUAGCCAUUACCUCAAGUACAUCAAAAGCAUCGAAAACAUUGUGAUAUUG